CACGCCUGCAGUGUUAAGAAUGACGAUCGGUAUUAGCUUUUGGUGCAGUGUUGUAAUUAGUUUGCAAGGUAUUCAACUUACAGGUUGUUUAAGAAUCAAAUUGUUUAUGUUAUUUUGACAGGGGAGGCUAAAAUGAAACGAAACGAUGCUUUAUUUUCCAUUUGCAGCUAUACAAGUACAUUUGCUUGGGAAUAUUUUUUUUCGCAUAUCCUAUUAUAAUCUCCUUUAAGACAGACAGACGCAUACAGCAUAUACAAUUGAAAUAGAUGCCGUUCACUCGUAGUAUGUUUUCCAUACAAUUGUCUUAAUUAAUUGAGAUUUGUGUGACUCCGUCGUCACUCCCGUGUUGUUGAGCAGAUGGUCGAAAAAAGUUCUACAUAAUCAGAAAAGAGUUUUCUGCCGACAUUGGGGAAUUGUGGGUAAUCAUUUUAAUGUUUUUUAAACGGGAAAAUAUGUAUUAACACUUUUUCUUCAAAUAGGAAGUGAAUUAACUUUCACGGUGAUUUUCAUCUGGACGCCUUUAUCAUGCUUGUCCUGAAGUAUCUAAUUUAGUACUAUAUCAAUUACAAUUCAAGAAAACACGAAUUGUAAUUUCAUUAACAAUUACAGGUGCACAGUUACAGUUAACUUCAUUCUGAUGAUUGCCUUGUAAAACAAACAACGUAGCUUAACUACGAAAGCGAAAGUAUCCAAAUGUCGAAACUAUUUAGUACUAAUACUAUUUACCACAUAGAAUAACAUUAAUUUUGUACAUGAAUCACUUACUAUUCAUUUUUAAUGAACAGUUAUUCAAAUAUGUCGUGGUAAAUGUGAUUAAUUCUGAUUUGUUGUAGUGAUUCACUGCGUAGCAAAAAACACACACACCCACAAACAUUCCCAUAAAGACCACCAUUGUGUGAAUGAGUGACAUGUGUUUUGUCGUUUAAAAACAAAUUAGAAAGAAAUUUCGAUUUCUAUUCUAUUCACCGCAAGAAUCAUACGGUUUAACCACAACAUAGAAAGUAUUACGCUUUAUAAAGCCGAGAGGUAAGUCAAUCCUGCAGAUAAAGAGCAAGCCUGUUACAUUUAGAUUAAGCGCAGUAUUCACUGAAAACGAAGAUGAGUAUGAUGACAUUAAUCCGCGUCUGUAUCAUUCUGUCGUUCUUCGACUGCAGCACAAGCAUGUCAUGCAUGCGGACGAGAAACGUACUGGGGAUACGGAAUGAGGAGACCAAGAAGUUACUGGAAAGCAUGGGCGGAAGAUUUCCGUCUGAGUGCAUUAACGAGAAUCCCGGACAGAUGUUGGAUGACACCGUGUACCAUUUUGAUGAAACACCGAAUGAGAGCACUCGCUUGUCCAUGGCUUACGAGGCUCUGAAGAGCGUGCAAAACAUUUUUAAGAAGGACCUGUCUUCUACGACUUGGGACCUUCAUCAGCUUAAUCUCUUUCAAAAUAUGAUAGAUCGGACAGUAGAAAGAUUACAAUUUUGCGUUGGAGAACAAUUGUCCGGUUCUUCUGAAACCAAGUAUGCCAACCUGAAGUUAUAUUUUGAAAAGCUGAACGGUAUUCUGGAAGAUAAGGGACACAGCCGCUGCGCGUGGGAAAUUGUGCGGAUGGAGGUGCUACGUAAUCUAGAAUAUCUGAGCAAGUUCUUCGGCAGCAGUCAGCGAUAGGGGGAACUCUUCGCUCUACAACAGAUCAUGACCGAUGGAUACUUCAGAGUGCAUAGAAUGUGACGCCAAAUAUACAGCAUACUAAGUUUUAAAUGAUGUGCCUAUUUAUUUAUUUAUCUAUCUAUUUAUUUAUUUAUUUAUUUGCAUUUUAAUUUUUUUGCUAUACAAGAGAUAAAUCACUAUCAAUAGAAUACUUCAAAGUCUGUGCAAAAUAUGAACCCAACUAGGAGAUAUUUUUUAAUUAAAUUAUAUGCAUAUUUAUA
Messenger RNA from Paramormyrops kingsleyae, 1916 nucleotides. RefSeq names its product interferon beta-like. NCBI's taxonomy places the organism in Eukaryota, Metazoa, Chordata, Actinopteri, Osteoglossiformes, Mormyridae. Gene Ontology annotation, biological process: defense response. Gene Ontology annotation, cellular component: extracellular region. The record is from RefSeq and is a predicted model, not a curated record. Gene Ontology annotation, molecular function: cytokine receptor binding.